Dromiciops gliroides (monito del monte) is the source of this 6649-nucleotide messenger RNA. RefSeq names its product protein phosphatase 1 regulatory subunit 26 (gene PPP1R26). Lineage: Eukaryota; Metazoa; Chordata; Mammalia; Microbiotheria; Microbiotheriidae. The transcript has 2 exons. The coding region runs from base 366 to 4172 and encodes 1268 amino acids. Gene Ontology annotation, biological process: negative regulation of phosphatase activity. Gene Ontology annotation, molecular function: protein phosphatase inhibitor activity. The record is from RefSeq and is a predicted model, not a curated record.
ACUUCAGGAGGGGAGCACACUGCCCCCGUGGCCCUCCCGUCUCCUCCCCCGGGGAAGGGGAGGGGGCUUCGGGGGCUGACCGGACCGUCCGCGGUGGCGGCGGCAGCUGCGGCGGCUGCGGCAGCGGCAGGAGGAGGGAGAGGAGGCGGCGCCCUGCGCCCUCCGGAGCGAGCCACGGCUCAGCUGGGAGGCCAAGCGGGCGGAGCCGCGGCCCUGGAGGCCCCGGGCCCCGGGAGGCUCAGUCCCUUGGGCCGGCUCCGCGCCGCCUCACGCUCCACGGCCGGACCGGGCCUCGGCUAAGGAUGUGAAACGGAUAUAAACAUAAAAAAAUCGUCCCUUUGCACACUCCAUCAUUGUCUGCUAGAAUGUUUCUAAUGAAUGCCCCUCCUGUGAUUGCUCUACAGUCAAAAUGGGAAUCAUUUGGACAGUCAGGGAGUUUUAGAUUUCCUGUGUGUUUCUCAGAAUCUGAAGAGGAUAUUGCUAGAGCAUCUGUAAGUGCAAAAGUUCAAAUGAUCAUAAACAACCUGCAAAGUGAGGAGGCUUCCUUGGGCAUGAACAAUGAGUACAUUAUGCAGAAAAAUCAAAGGGGAGGUAAAUACAAAGGAGCCAGAAUCGCAGCUGCUAAUACAAUUGUGCUUAAAGAGCACUCUACAUAUGCCAAAAGUGAAUUGUCUACUGAAUUUGACCACAUGGAAGAUGACUCCUCAGAGUUUGGACCUCUUGUAUUGGAAUCAGACAGUGAUGAUUCUGUGGACCGGGAGAUAGAGCAAGCAAUACAGGAAUAUCUAAAGGAGAAAAGCAACUCUAUUCAGUCAUCACCCAGCAGCAAUGCAUCUUGUUUUGGUACAACAGUUGGGAAUAACAGAGUCAAACAAGAAGAUCUCCCUCAGAACAAUGUGACCACUCACCUACCUCCUGUGAAAUGUAAAUCUGAUGUGAUAUCAGAAGCUGUCAUUUGUAAUCCCAAGAGAAUCCAUGAAAAGCCAAGAACUAGUUCUCCUCUUAGUGUAAGUAGUGAUGACUCUUUUGAGCAAAGCAUACAAGCUGAAAUAGAGCAGUUCCUAAAUGAGAAGAAGCAACAAGAAGUCCAUAAGUAUGGUAUCCCUUUGGAUAAAAGAACAGAGCAAAAAGAAGUCUUGGAGAAAGCAGUCUCUAAAUCCAGUAAAGAAUCCUUUGUCAAAUCAAAUCGCCAAGAUUUAAAGCAAGGAUGUAAAGAGCUAAUCUUCAAACAGUAUCCAGAAUUGGGGAAGACUAAUGUACAGCCCAAGUGCUUCAAGCCUAGAAUCAGCACAGAAUCUGAAAACUUUACUAAUAUAAGGCUGGCACUUCCUAAACUGGCAGGGUGCCAUCCUUUAGAAACAGCACAAAAUAAAGGUGUAGAGAAAAAGCAUUCCUGGGCAAAUAGAAGGGAACAAAGAAUCAAAAGUGCAGCUCUUGUAUAUGAGAUAUCUGAUUCAAGUAGUGAUGAUGGCAUUGAAGAAGCCAUUCAGAUGUACCAAUUGGAGAAAACGAGAAAGGAAGCCAGUUCUACAGUGGAUAAUAACCUAUUGCAAAAAACACAGCCCCGAAAUGACAAAGUAUCAGACUUGGCCGCAAGUAUUGCAGUUGGUUCUUCAAAAAGUGCCUUGCUUGAAAGCCACAAAAAAACAUUGAAUAGCAAGAGGAAACAGACUGCUACAAAGGCUACAGAACUGAGCAAUAGUAGCUGUGACUCCAACAAACUCUUUAAACCACUGAAAGAAACCAAAGUUUCUACACCUCCCAUGAAUACAAUUGCCAAAUGUGAGUUUACAGUACAACCCUCAUUCCAGGCUGAAACAUCUGCUGAAUUAAUGUGUGCGGAAGCUAUACUUGACAUUUACAAAACAAUCAUGCCUUCCCAUGUGGAAAGCAAUGACAGAUCACUUUCUACAAACCCUCUCUUCUCUUCCCAAAAUGUGCCUUCCCACCCUGACAGUGAUAGCAGCUUGGUAGACAGUGAUGAUAGCAUUGAGCAAGAAAUCAGAACCUUUUUGGCUCUUAAGGCACAAUCAGAACAUUUACUGGCCAAACCUGAAAACCUCUCCAAGUCUGUACAGGGACCACUAUUGCCUGAACACAGUAAUCAGGGCAGUAGCCCCAAAGUCCCUCUUUCUAAGACACUGAAGUUAUCACUGUGUUGCAAAAGGAAACUUAAAGGGGAAAGGAAAGUGGUGAAGCAACUAACACCGAAGAAAACUAAAGGGUUAGAAAGAGAGUGCCCACAGGAAACCGAGUAUGGUCAGGUGAAAAUUCAUAUGUUCCAAGAAAAAAAAGAUUUGAGCAGUCAGGAUAAAAUCUGUAACUCUGAAAGCAGAGAGGAUGAGAUGACUUGUCAGUUCCUCUCUUCCAAUUUAGUUGGGCUGAUUGAUGAGCACAUUGCCUUAGAUCUGAGAAGUGGUUUAUCACAAGCCCAUGGUAAAGUAGCACAGGGGAGAAAUUUGGAACAAGAGAGGCCUGGGUCUGGGGAUAAAAGUAGUUCUUUGGACAGUGAUGAAGACCUUGAUACUGCUAUUAAGGACCUAUUAAGAUCAAAGCGCAAAUUAAAGAAAAGAUGCAGGGACUCCAAACCUCACUGUAAAAAAAAGGUUAAGCUUAGUAGCACAGGAACUCAAUUUUUAGAUAAAUUUAAUAAGCUCCAAAAACACUGGAAAGAUAAGAGUCCUCACUUACUGAAAAGCUGCCUCCCGGGUUCUAAAAAAGACAAUAGGGAGAACACAGUAAAGAAAUCUUUGAACACUUGUAACAACAGAACAGAAAGAGGGAAACAGGAAAAGAAGCAAGAGGAUCUACAGCUGGCAUUCCAAUUGGAGAAAAAAAUUUUCUCAAAACCUAUUUUAGUUUCAAACGAUAUGGAAAUCAGUGAAAAUCGGAACUCUGCAAUCAGUACAAUCUCACUGUCUGAUGACAGUAGUUCAGUGGAUAGUGAUGAUAGCAUUGAACAAGAAAUUAGAAAGUUUUUGGCAGAAAAAGCCAAAUAUUCCAUGAGCAGUUCAGAAAUUAAGCAGGGUAGUAUAACAACAGCUCUUGAUAUAGGGGGAGUUUCUAAGCCUGAGAUUGUUAGUGGAAAAGAGAAGCAUCCGUCUGUGGGGCAUCUGCCUGGCUUAUUAUCUAGCCAAAGUCAAAAGAAUAAGAUAGUUUCUCAGAAAGCUGAGGACCUAAAAAUCUCUGAUAAAACUGUAAUACAAAGUGCAAUAAAUAUUUUAAAUGAUGGUAGGAAAAGUACAUCUUGUCCUGGGAAUAUCUACCUCCAUUCUACUUUGGCUGUAAAAACAAAACAUGAGACAGUGACACCUAAAAGUUGUUGUGGCAGUUUAUCUGUAAAGGAAACACCAGUAGAUAAGAAAGAUGUCUGUAUCAAAGACCAAAGUCAAAAAAGUCUCGAACCCACUGAUACAGAAAAUGUUGCCAGUAGGUUGCAGAACUACUAUAUUACUGAUAAUACCACUCCAGAAAAAAGUAGCCCUUUUCAGGGAAAAUGUUGCUGCAAAAGUACACGUGAUCAAAAAUGUGUACCUGAAAGUGAGAGAAAUUUGCUUUUAAACAAUAGACAUUAUGCUCUGCAAAGUGAUUUUGUUCAUGAGGGAGUGUUCCAGAAUAUUUGUGUGCUUCACACAGGAGGUAAAGAAACAAUGCAGAAAGGGAAUCAUAGGAAGGAAAGAGAAAAAAGAUUAAAGGAUCAAACAAAGAGUUCUGCAAAGUAUACAAUAGAUCAUCAGCAAAGUUUACAUUUGGCAGGAUUUCAUUCUCUGAUUCCAACUGGAGUAUUUAAUUUUGGAAAAAGUACAUCUCAAGGUAGCAAACAAACAAGUCUUUUAGAUUCAAACCAGGCAGUCCCUUUGCAGGUGCCCCUCUUCACCUCAUUAAAAGAGAACAAAUUGAGCAAAGAUUCAGGAAUAUUUGGAAGUUCAUACUUGCUUUUGAAAAAGGAAGGGUCUGACUGGCAAAGUAGAAAGACACGGGCAGAAUUAAACAUACAUGAAGUAAAGAAAUUCAGUUCAGGAGGGAAAAUGCUAAAUUUAAGAAAUAGAAGGAUUGUUGAUAAAGAUGCCCAAGAUCAGAAAGUAUUAGAGAAUGAUUCCAGUGAAUUUAAUGGCACCUCCAUAGAGGAAAGCAGAAAUUCAGUGGGAAAGGGAAAGAUCCUAAAUUUGUAAGUAGAUUUUUUUCAUGGUUUUCAUGAGUCUUUGUAUAAAAUAAUUGAGUGUAGAUAGAGAACUAGAACUGCUAAAUAGAGCUCAACAAUUAUUUAGAGAGCUUGGUAUUUAAAGGGGAGAAAGCAGUUGUCUGGAGUUGCUAAUAUGCGUUCACAUGUACAUAUGUAUACUAAUGUGAAACAAAUAUUUCUAUUAACAGGUAUGUCCUGGGUAAAUAUAGAUUUGUAGCAUUUUAUACAUUAUUUAAAGUGCAGUAAUGAAAUUUUUUUAAUCCAGUAGUUAAUUUUCUAGAAUAUGUGUAACUACAGUAUUCUGUGGUCAUGUAUUAUUAUAGAUGGGAAAACACCCAUGUGGAAUUAGUAACUGUGAGGAACCCAAAAUAGACUAGACAAACCUAGGCUUCUCCAGUAAUUACUAACACUGCCAACUUUAAAUAUAUGUAAUAUUUGACUAAUUACUGAUGAAAAUUUUUAGCUAUCAAACUUUGGAGGUCUAAAAAGUCAUUGAUGAGACUCUUUAAAUAGCAAAUUCUUUUGGUGUUUCAGGGCAAAGGUAUCAUGUCAGUAAAACUUCUUAUGGACCAUUUUCUAUCCAAAGUUAAACAGACUUUGGGGACAUAACCUCUUAAAUACCGAUCCCAUUAGUCUCAAUAAACUCCUGAGCAUAUUUUAUGACAACUCUUUCACUAACUUGAAAAAGCUCUCUAUUUCCUCUCUAUUUCAGAGGAUGUGGUGAUCUAUAUUGAUGUAAGGGGACUUCCUCACUUAUUUUUUAUAGGAUUUCCCUCUAAGGAUGAAAUCACAGGUCAAAAAGAGUGUAAGAGGGAGAACUUUUGAACAGUAAAUGUUUCAAAGCACAAGUACAGUUGAACAGUUGUUUGAGCUCUCCACUUUUAAGCUGAGAAAUCCCAAAUAAAAUUAUUUCAGUAGCAGUAUUAUAUCUACCAUACAAUUUAUAUUUCCAAAGUAUGCCUGGUAAAAGUCAUCUGAAGUUUUCUAAUAUAUAAUCUUGUUCUGUAACUGAACAGUUACAAAAUCUAAAUUAACUGCUUUUUGUAUUGGAUCUACUUUUUAAAAUUUUUUAAUAGUGGUUGUAAAAUAUGAAAGUUAUGUAUGUAUUUUAAAUUUCAUCCCUUUCUUGAUAUGUGCAAUAAAAUAAGCAAUGUUUAUAGCUGCUUAGGAAAAUCAAUCACCAAACAUUUAUUGAGCACCAGCAGUGUGCAAAAUGCAAUAUUAGAUAUUGUGGAGGGAUUAAUAAGAAAUGAAAACUCAGCUUUUACCUUUAAAUGAACUUAAAUCUAGUUGAAUAUAGAAAACCUAAAACACUUGAAACACAUAUAACAUGUUUUGAAUAAUUUCCUGGGGCAUUAUGAUCUACUAUCUAUCAAAUGUUUUCAGUGCCCCAAGUCAAUCAUAUGUGUGUAUCUAUAUACACACAGAGGCUAUAUGUAUAUAUUGUCUUGAGAUACACGUUAUACAUCCAUUUAGCGAUCAUUUAAUAAGCACCUUCAAUCUGUAAGGCACUGUGCUAGGUGCUGAGAGAGAUACAGAGAUAACUAAGGCAAAAUCCUUGCCCUCAUGGAACUUACAACCACAUAUGUAAGUAUGUCUUCCUUAUAUUAGAAAUUUCUUUUCAAACCAUAAUUCAGUUGUCAUAGCAAUUGCCUUUCAAAGCUCUUUAUACAGUGAUUGAACCAUUUAAUGAGGGCAGCAGACUUCCAUGAUAAAUUUUUUAAAUGGAGUCAAUGAGAAUUUCUUUGUUUCAUGGUAUAUUCUGAUGGGGUAGUUUUCUGCCAAUGGAUUAUAGACCAUUGAAAUGAGAUAGAAUGGUAUUAGUCAUAUGUUAUUAUAGUGAAAGACAGCGAUUUUUCUACUUCCAUUGUGGGCUUAGGGCUGCAGGGCAUCAACAUGUUAAGACAUUUAAAUUAUGGGCAUUUAUUUACUCAUCAAACUUGUAUUGGUCAACACUAGAUUUUUGUUGUCUGACCAUCAUUUUGCAGAAGAACAUUUCAUUUUUAAAAACUUUUUACCUAACUUAGCUAUGGUGUGCCUAGAACAGUGUUUUGUCCUAAGUUUAGAAUUGGAGUUAGUUGGUAUUUUAAAAUUCAGAUGAGUUUUUCUGUAUGUUAUUUUUCCACAAGUUUAAGCAGUGAUUCAUAUUAAUACCUGAAUAUGAAACAAGGUACCAUUUGUGUUGAAUGUGUCCUUAUUGGAAAAUUUUGGUAAAACAAUUUUAGGAUUGAAAUUUCUAUCUGAUGCUCCAAUUGGUGUCUGUGUGUUUAUAUCUUUUUUUUUUUUUGUAGAAGAUUGGUUCACUUAAGUGCUUCCAAGUAAAAUAUAAACCCAUGUAAUCUGUGCUUUAAAUGUCAUUUCCUUUUUAAAGAGCACUUUUUAAAUUAAAAACAAAAAUCAACUUGUUUUGUAUAUAAGAAAUGGUAUAAAUUCAUAAGUUUUAAAAACUAAUAAACAGGACUGUUC